CCGAUGUUGGAAACGUUCGCGAGCUGGCUGCUGGAUGACGGCGGCGACGGAGACGUCGACCCGAGCCUCCCUCCUGGCUCACCUCCAACCUACAAGUUCGAAGGACCAUGGUUCACCACGCAGGCCAUCCUGUCCACCACCAUUGGACUCCUCUCCUUCCUUAUCUUCUGCUUCUGCCGUAUGAGAUGGCCCAUCCUCUUUGCCCCGAGAACGAAACUCAAAGGAUUCUCGCCACAUGAGGCCCAUGCACACCAAGCGUUCUUUGGAUGGAUCAUACCUACCCUCAAAGUUUCGGAGUUUACUGUGCUUCAGAUUGUUGGCUUGGACGCUGCUGUCCUUCUCAAUUUCUUCAAGAUGUCUUUCUAUCUCUUCUCACUAUGCUCAUUCUUUUCUGUCGCCGUGUUAAUGCCUAUCAAUGUCAAGAAUAAUAUCGGCAUCGGUGACGAGCCCGACGACGAUUGGAGCAGUCUCGACGACCCAGGAACGGGCAAUCCCCCACCAACCAAACAACGCGACUGGCUCGACCUCAUCUCAGACGCCAACUCCUAUCUCUCCGUCCACCUGCUCUUCACAUACCUCAUCACCCUCAUCGCCCUCCGCUUCAUCUAUCAGAACUACCGUCGCUUCAUUCGCGCUCGCCAGCUGUUCUCCCUCGAAUUAGUCCACUCGAUCGCAGCCCGCACCGUCCUCGUCAGUGGACUUCCGCCCCACCUCCGCGGUGAACGCGCCCUGGCAGAGCAUUUCGAGAACAUGAAUCUCAGCGUGGAGAGUGUCAGCGUGACGAGAGAGGUUGGGAGUUUGAAGAGCUAUCUGGAUAAGAGGACAAAGGCGCUGAAGAAGCUGGAGAGUGCGUGGGUGGACUACGUGGGCAAUCCAAGCACGGUGGAAAGUUAUGAUCCAUCAGACCAGGCACUUUCGGGUGAGGCAGAUCCGGGCGUUGUUGAAUCGCAGUCGCAGUCAAACAAUGUCGUGGUGCCACACAAGAAAAGGCCCACAUUGAGGCCGGGUUGGUUCAGCAAGAAGGUGGACGCGAUUGAGUAUUUGGAAAGCGAGUUCCAGAAAGCGGACGAGCUAGUUAGAAGGAGACGGAGAACCGCGAAAUUGAAGGCAACAGAUUCUGCUUUUGUCACAUUUGAGAACAUGUCUAGCGCACAAAUUGCUGCCCAAACAGUCCACGCUUCGACCCCCUUCCAGUUAACGACCAAACUCGCCCCCGAACCGCGCGACAUAGUCUGGUCGAAUAUGACGCACUCUACCAACUCCAUUCGCGCUCGCGAACUCCUCGUUCUUACCUCGAUUGCCUUGCUCUUCUUCUUCUGGAUUAUCCCCAUUACCGGUCUCGCUGGGUUGUUGAGCUACAAGGAAAUCAAGAAGACGUGGCCCUGGCUGGGACGUGUCAUUGACAAGAACCCUCAGAUACAAGCUAUCGUGCAGAAUUCACUGCCUUCGGUGGCUAUGAUGGGGUUGAACGCAUUGGUCCCGUUUUUGCUUGAGGCUCUUACUUAUAUUCAAGGGUACAGAGCUCGGAGCUGGAUUGAAUUCUCGCUUAUGAAGAAAUACUUCCUCUUUCUUCUCGUCAACGUCGUCUUCAUCUUCCUCUUAGCCAGCACAUACUGGCAACUCGUCCGCGACCUUGCCAAUUCUCCAGCCAAGAUCCCAGAGAAGCUUGCGCAGGCACUUCAGAAGGGUCGUGCGAGGCAUUUCUUCCUGUCAUAUGUUAUUCUUCAAGGACUCGGCAUCAUGCCCCUUCAGCUCCUCAACUUGGGCGUCAUCAUUCCCCGCCUCUUCUUCCGCAUCUUCGUCACCCGCACACCUCGAGACUACGCCGAGCUCAACGCCCCGCCGAUGAUCAACUACGGCGUUGUCUACCCUCAAGCCAUACUCAUCUUCACCAUUACGCUGUUGUACAGUAUCGCACAACCCCUCAUACUGGUCUUCGGUGCGCUAUACUUUGGCAUCGCCUACGUCGUCUACAAAUAUAAACUCCUCUUCGUAUUCUACAAACCCUACGAAUCUCAAGGCGAAGCCUGGCCCAUCACCUUCACCCGUCUAAUCUGGGCCGUGAUCAUCUUCCUCGUCUUCAUGAUCGGCAACUUCAUCCUCAACCGGGGCUUCAUCCUCUCCUCGCUCGUCGUCCCGCUCCUGAUCUUCACCGUGGGCUGGAGCUGGUAUAUCGACCGGGAGUUCAGGCCGCUGAGCAAGUUUGUGAGCUUGAGCUCUGUGUUUGAGGUGCAGAGGGGUGAGGAGACGGAGGAUGUGGUGAGGCUGAGGAUGGGCCAUCCCGUUACGUGGUCACAGAGUAAUCUGAACCGCAGAAGAUAUGCACAAAAUGACGACACGCUAUAUGUCGCACCUGAAGACGACCGGACCGACUAUUCACAGCCACCUAUGGCAAAUUGGUAUAGCGGUGUCCUUAACACGGGCAAGAGACGAUACGGGCAUCCUGCGCUGACUGGUGUAUUACCCCAUCCUUGGCUACCACUGAAGAAAGGCGAAACGCUCAUCAACAGCCGCACCGGUGCCACCUCAAAUGGCAAUGGCACAAAAUCCGACCAGGCCGUCGUCCUCACUCUUCGCAAGCGGCAAAGUAUCGUUCGCAAGAGAGUGCAGAGCAUCGGAGCAGGAGGCCCAAAUCGACAAUCGUCUGCGCCUACGCAGCUGCAGACGGGAGACCUUCUUGGUCUCGCAGAUGGCGGACAGCAGCAGCAGACGACUGUCGGAGAUGCUUCGAGUGGUUCCGCAGGUGUUGCGGGCGAUGUAGCCCAUGAGGAUCCCUGGCGAGACGCUCGACCAGGACCAGCUCGCCGCGUGAAUACAGCUCCAAGUGCAGUUCACCAUCGUCUCAGCUUUGACUACGGUUCGGGUGUGAUAGUGCUGCCUGACGAUGGAGACUGGCUGGAGGAACUUGAAGAUGAAGAUUCAGAAGAGGAGGAUUACGGAGCAAGCGUCAGCUCGCCCGCCAUUAGCAGAGGCCCAUCCUCCGGUGGUGGUGGCGGAGGACCAUCGACACCAAGACCACCACUGAACGCGACAGCGUCAGAGGGAGCAGAUGUUGCCUCUUCAGCAGCGUCUGCCUCGGAGUCACACGAUCCAUCAUCUUCACCCUCGCGGUUGAGGUAUGGAACGUACUACCAUCACCCGGAGCGACGACGGCAGACCAUUCCGGGUGCUUUCCCGAGAUUGGCAUCUUAAUCAGUGACUCACCUUUCCUUUCCUUCAUACUUCGGGAUUCGGAGGUUAUAUAUGGAGAUCUAGGCCUGUUUGCUAUGCGUAUACCCGUCUUUUUGUAAUCUACUUAUGCCGAUAAUGAG
Molecule: messenger RNA, 3311 nt
Organism: Stereum hirsutum FP-91666 SS1
Lineage: Eukaryota; Fungi; Basidiomycota; Agaricomycetes; Russulales; Stereaceae
Product: DUF221-domain-containing protein
Exons: 16
Coding region: 4-3192 (1062 amino acids)
Cellular component (GO): plasma membrane
Molecular function (GO): calcium-activated cation channel activity
Source: RefSeq, a predicted model, not a curated record